UUGAAGUCCAGUCCUUACCCCUCGUCCUAACUACCUCUUUCUUUGCUGGCUUCAUUGUAGCUGUAUUUUUUGUGCUAUUCAUCCAGUUGGGAGCUCUUCCAUUUACUGCCAUUCAUUUGGAUCCUGACUUCAUCCUGUUUAUUUACCCUCAGAAAAGUGCAGUGAAACCCAAAAUUUGAAGGCACCCAUGAUGUCAUUACCGUUCUACCAAAGACACCACGAGCACUAUGACCGUGCAUACCGCCACAAAGCGCUGUCGUCCACCGUGAGCCAGUACCAAAAGGAGACAAAGAGCAAAUCUGCUGUCUAUGCUCAAGGAUCUGCAGCUUAUGCCAGGGGCUCCGCAGCCUACCGCCACUCAUCUGCAGCAGGCUUCAGCCUUGACUCCUCAGCAGCUUACAGCCAUGGCUCUUCAGCCUACGACCUCGAGUCGGCAGCCUACAGCUAUGGAUCUGCAGCCUACGACCACUCUGCCGCGCAGAGUAAGAGAUCUGCUGCCUACAGCCUUGACUCUGAGUCCCUCAGCACCAGCUCAGCUGCCCACAGCCAUGCAUCUGAAUCCAUCAACAAGCUGGCUGCAGCCUACAGGCUGGGAUCUGAAGCCUACAGCAUUGGACUGAAAAAUUCCAACCUAAUGAUAGAAGAUCAGUCCUAUAAGAUGAGUCCCAAAGCAAAGAGAGCAAAACAGAGUUUGAUAUCAGAAGACAAAGAGAAUGAAGCCUUAGACUACUCAGUGCCCAUAUUCACAGGACGAGCAGUGAAUAUCAGUGGUAUCACAGACACCGAAGAAGAGAGAAUUAAAGAAAGUGCUGCAUAUGUUGCCAAGAGGAACCUUUUUGCCACAGGGGAAGGAGUUAGUGUCAGCAAGGUGGCCAAGACAACUUCUGAAGAGCAACAUCAUGAAAAAAAAUCAAGGAAAGUUGCGAUCCGGGAGUCUGCUGAACGUGUAGCCAUGAAGAAAACGCUAGAAGAGACUCAGGCAUUCCAUAAAAAGUUGAAUCAAGAUAAACUCUUACAUGCUCCUGAGUUUAUCAUUGAGCCCCGUUCUCACACUAUCUGGGAAAAGGAAAAUGUUAGAUUUAAUUGUUCCGUGGCUGGCUGGCCUGAACCCCGUGUUACAUGGUACAAAAACAACGUGCCCAUUGAUGUACAGGCUCACCCUGGCAAGUAUAUCAUUCAAAGUCGAUAUGGGCUGCACUCCCUGGAGAUAACUGAAUGUGAAUUUGACGACACUGCCCAGUAUCAUGCCUCUGCUAUGAAUGUUAAAGGAGAAGUUUCGGUUUAUGCUUCCCUCGUGGUAAAGAGGUACAAGGGAGAAAUUGACGCAAGUCUUUUGCAUGCUAGAAAUCUUUCCCUCUCUCCAUUUGCUGUUACCCCACAUGGCUAUGCUUCCAGGUUUGAAAUCAGCUUUGUCGACAAGUUUGAUGUAGCCUUUGGGAGAGAAGGUGAAACAAUGAGUCUUGGCUGCACAGUUGUCAUCAAUCCUGAUAUCAAGCGCUUCAAACCAGACAUUGAGUGGUACAGGAAUGGUGUUCUUAUUACACCAUCCAAAUGGGUCCAGAUGCAGUGGAGCGGGGAGCGAGCUUCUUUGACGCUGACUCAUGCAAACAAGGAAGAUGAAGGUCUUUACACACUGCGAGUGGCGAUGGGAGAGUACUAUGAGGAGUACAGCGGUUAUGUCUUUGUUCGAGAUGCUGAUGCUGAAAUUCCUGGAGCCCCUGGUGCACCACUGGAUGUGCAGUGCUUAGAUGCCAACAAAGAUUAUGUCAUUGUCUCCUGGAAGCAACCCGCUGUUGAUGGAGGAAACCCCAUCCUUGGAUAUUUCAUUGACAGGUGUGAGGUUGGCACGUCCCACUGGACCCAGUGCAAUGAGAAUCCCGUGAAGUUUGCUCGCUUUCCUGUCACUGGUCUGAUUGAAGGCCGUUCCUACAUUUUCCGAGUCCGAGCUGUGAACAAAGCUGGUGUCAGCCUGCCAUCCCGGGUGUCAGAGCCUGUGGCUGCUCUGGAUCCUGCAGACAGAGCCAGGCUUAGAAGUCACCCUUCUGCUCCUUGGACUGGACAGAUUAUUGUGACUGAGGAAGAACCUGCAGAGGGUGUUGUUCCUGGUGCCCCCACAGACCUCCAAGUUAUUGAGGCCACCAAGAACUAUGUUGUACUUAGCUGGAAACCUCCUGGGCAGCGGGGCCAUGAGGGUAUCAUGUACUUUGUGGAAAAGUGUGUUGCUGGCACAGAGGACUGGCAAAGGGUGAACACCGAGAUCCCUGUGAAGUCCCCUCGCUUUGCAGUUUUUGAUUUGUCUGAAGGCAAAUCCUACUGCUUCCGAGUUCGCUGCUGCAAUUCAGCUGGAAUUGGAGAACCCUCAGAAGCAACUGAAGCCACUGUAGUGGAUGACAAACUCGAUAUUCCCAAAGCUCCUGGCCGUAUCAUGCCAACUAGGAAUACAGAUACUUCAGUUGUUGUCACUUGGACAGAGCCCCCAGAUGCCAAGGAGCUGGUUGGGUACUACAUUGAGUCAAGUGUGGAAGGAUCUGGUCGUUGGGAACCAUGCAACAACAAUCCAGUGAAAGGCACAAGAUUCAUUUGCCAUGGGCUCAGCAAUGGUGAGAAGUACAUUUUCAGAGUCAGAGCUGUUAAUGCAGCAGGUCUCAGUGAAUUUUCACAAGAAUCAGAACCUAUAGAAGUGAAAGCAGCCAUUGCUGCUCCAUCUCCACCUUACGACAUCGUGGUGCUCGAGAGUGUUCGUGACUCAAUGGUCCUGGGAUGGAAACAACCUGAAGCCAUUGGUGGAACUGAAAUUACCGGCUACUACGUGAACUAUAGGGAAGUGGUUGAUGGAGUUCCUGGGAAAUGGAAGGAGGCCAACAUUAAGGCUGUUACUGAGAGGGCAUACAGGAUCCAAGACCUGAAGGAAAACAUGGUGUACCAGUUCCAGGUGGCUGCUGCUAACCUGGCGGGGGUUGGGACACCCUCCAAACCCAGCAAGCCCUUCAAAUGUGAAGAGUGGACCAUUGCUGUGCCUGGGCCACCCCAUGAUGUCAAAUGCACAGAAGUUAGGAAGGAGUCUCUGGUUUUACUGUGGAAGGAACCAGUUUAUUCUGGUCGUAGUCCCAUAGUUGGUUAUUAUGUUGAUAUGAAGGAAACUGAAGCAAAGGAGGAGCACUGGAGAAGUGUCAAUGAGAAGCCACUUCAAAAGAAAUUCUUGAAGAUUGGUGGCCUGACACAAGGUGUGAGCUACGUGUUUCGUGUGCGGGCAACAAACCAGGCUGGCGUUGGGAGACCAUCAGAUGUCACAGAUGCUGUCAUAGCUGAAACACGACCAGGAACCAAGGAAGUGGUGGUUGAUGUAGAUGACAAUGGAGUAAUUUCCUUGAACUUUGAAUGUGAUCAGAUGUCUCCAGACUCUAAAUUUAUUUGGUCCAAGAAUUAUGAACCAAUUGAGGAUGACCCUCGACUGAACAUCGAUACCAAAGGCGGAAAGUCAAAACUUUCCUUUAAGGAUCUUGGAGAAGAUGAUUUGGGAAUUUACUCUUGUAUUGUUACAGACACUGAUGGAGUUUCAUCAAGCUACACGAUUAAUGAGGAAGAAAUGAAACGCCUGCUUGCUCUGAGCCACGAACGCCAAUUCCCAACUGUCCCACUUACCUCUGAGUUGGCAGUGGAAAUCUUGGAAAAAGGAGAAGUGAGAUUCUGGCUGCAAGCUGAAAAACUGUCUGGCAAUGCAAAGGCCAACUUUGUAUUUAAUGAUAAGGAGAUUUUCAAUGGAGAGAAAUAUAAAAUGAAGGUGGACCGGAAUACAGGCCUUGUUGAAAUGAUUAUGGAUAAACUUGAGGAAAAGGAUGAAGGAACUUACACGUUCCAGCUGCAGGAUGGAAAAGCAACCAAUCAAUCUAGUCUUGUCCUCAUUGGUGAUGUAUUCAAGAAGCUACGGGAUGAAGCAGAUUUCCAGAAAAAAGAGUGGCACAGGAAACAAGGUCCUCAUUUUGUGGAUAAACUGGGAUGGGAAGUUACCGAUGAGUGUAAUGUCAUGCUGAAAUGUAAGGUGGCUAAUAUUAAGAAGGAAACACACAUUGUGUGGUACAAAGAUGACAGGGAGAUAAUGGUAGAUGAAGAACAUGACUUCAAGGAUGGCGUGUGUACUCUGCUUAUAUCAGAGUUUUCUAAGAAAGAUGCUGGCACUUAUGAAGUCAUACUGAAGGACGACAGAGGAAAGGACUCCAGUGAGCUAAAGCUCAAGGACACAGCUUUUGCAGAUCUGAUGAAUGAAGUAUGCAGAAGGAUUGCUUUAUCUGCAACAGACCUGAAAAUCCAGAGCACAGCUGAGGGUAUCAGACUGUACUCCUAUGUUACUUAUUAUGUGGAAGAUUUGAGAGUAGGCUGGGUGCACAAUGACACCCAGAUUAAGUUCACGGACCGAAUGAGGACUGGUGUCACCGGGGAGCAGAUCUGGUUGCAGAUAAAUGAGCCAACUCCACAGGACAAAGGCAGAUACAUAAUGGAACUCUUUGAUGGCAACACAACGCACAAAAAGACGGUGGAUCUCUCUGGACAAGCAUUUGAUGAAGCCUUUGCUGAGUUCCAGAGACUAAAGCAAGCUGCAAUUGCAGAGAAAAAUCGUGCACGGGUACUUGGAGGUUUGCCCGAUGUUGUCACCAUCCAGGAGGGCAAGGCACUUAAUCUUUCUUGCACUGUCUGGGGAGAUCCCACCCCAGAGGUCUCAUGGCUGAAGAAUGAAAAGUCAUUUGUAUCAGAUGCCAAUUGCAUCCUGAAGUUUGAAUCUGGAAAAAAUGUCAGCUUUUCCAUUUCUACUGUGUCGACACAAGACUCUGGGAAAUACAGCAUCGUGGUGAAGAACAAGUAUGGUACAGAGACCAGCGAUGUCACUGUAAGUGUGUACAUACCUGAGGAAGAGAGAGAGUCUGAGCAAGAGAAAAAGCAGUAGGAUGAAACAAAAGUAUGAAUUUAAGUCUAGAAGACAGAAGUACAGGAGAGAUUUUGGAUGUUAGGCUGAUAUAAUCUGUGUGUAAAUGGCUUUCUGCUUUAGCAGGCAGCCUUGGAUUUUUCCAUUCACUUCACAUUUGCUUCUAAUACACUUAUUUAUGCCAGGGAAAACAGGGCAUUUCCUAAAUGUUUUCUUACUGCUAACUUCACAGAAACUAAUUGUAGCCUUUUAAGCAAGGCUAAAUGCUUGCUGUCUGUAAACACAUGCCUACCAUUUGACCCUCUUCCUGGAGCAUCUUGAAGGAAAGGGUCAAGAAUUGUUUUAGUGGAAGCAACUAAUGAGGUAGAUGGAAAGAUCAAAAAUGAUCAGGGUGUAUUUGAGCAGCAGUUAGGAUUUGUUCCAGCUUUGGUAUAGCAGCAUAAAUGGAAUGUGUUAGAUCAUGGAGAAAUGAUUGCUGGUUUUGUCUGUGUUAAGGCCCCUUUGUAUUGCUGUGUUAAUUUAGUGAGGCCUUAAUAUGAGUGUCAUUUACAGCCCUAAAUAUUGUUUAAUCUGCCCAAACAGGGUAACAGUACUGUAACAUAAAUGAAAAUAAGGCUUAGGAGGCCAGGAUAAUAAUAUGUUUGUGUGUGUGUCUGUAAAAGUGUAUGAACUCUGCUCUGUGUUCACAAAUAAACUGAAUUCACUUAUUUCCUUC
Molecule: messenger RNA, 5633 nt
Organism: Pseudopodoces humilis (Tibetan ground-tit)
Lineage: Eukaryota; Metazoa; Chordata; Aves; Passeriformes; Paridae
Gene: MYOM1
Product: myomesin 1
Biological process (GO): sarcomere organization
Cellular component (GO): M band
Molecular function (GO): kinase binding
Source: RefSeq, a predicted model, not a curated record